UUGAAUAUGUAAAAUGGGGAAAACACCGUUCUGUUCUUCUUCUCUUAUAAACAUGUCAACGGUCUUCAAUUCUCACGUGAGGUGAUCAAACAACGCCGCUUCGGUUGAGUCCUGAUUAUGUCUAUGCUUCCUCAGUCAUUCUCUCUGAAUCCUUCCUUCAGCGGCUCCAAUCCUACUUCUGCCAGUGCUAACGCCAACGUCGCCAACGCCGCCCACGCUAACAAGGACCGUAAAAUGGCGUCCGCUGAGCAGUUGGUACUUGAGCUUAGUAACCCUGAUCUUAGAGAGAACGCACUUCUUGACCUCUCCAAGAAGAGGGAGAUAUUCCAAGAUUUGGCCCCAUUGUUGUGGAAUUCUUUUGGUACUAUUGCUGCACUCUUACAGGAGAUAGUAUCAAUAUAUCCUGUGCUUUCACCGCCAACACUAACACCUGGAGCAUCCAACCGAGUUUGUAAUGCACUCGCUCUACUUCAGUGUGUAGCUUCUCAUCAAGAUACAAGGACAUUGUUCCUAAAUGCCCAUAUACCUCUGUAUCUUUACCCUUUCCUCAAUACAACAAGUAAGACAAGACCAUUUGAAUAUCUGAGGCUUACCAGCUUGGGUGUUAUUGGUGCCCUUGUAAAGGUUGAUGAUACAGAAGUUAUUAGCUUCCUGCUCUCUACGGAAAUAAUCCCUUUGUGCCUGCGCACAAUGGAGAUGGGUAGUGAGCUUUCAAAAACAGUGGCUACAUUUAUAGUUCAAAAAAUUCUGUUGGAUGAUGUGGGGCUGCAUUAUAUUUGUGCAACAGCAGAGCGGUUCUUUGCCGUGGGUCGUGUUUUAGGAACCAUGGUUCAGUCUCUUGCCGAGCAGCCUUCUCCUCGUCUGCUGAAACAUAUCAUUCGUUGUUAUCUUAGACUGUCAGAUAAUCCAAGGGCCUGUGAAGCAUUAAGAAAUUGUCUUCCGGAAAUGUUAAGGGAUUCAACCUUCAAUAGUUGCCUUCAUGAAGAUCAAACCACCAACCGUUGGUUGCAACAGUUGGUUCAUAAUGUUGCAGCAGGUGGCAGGGUUACUGCACUUCAAUCUGGAGGAGGAAUUGAACAUAUACUUGGUAGCGGUGUCGUCUAAUUAAAUUUUGUUUUGUGUUUGGCCGGCAUAAUCCAGGCACUGAAGCGCCAUAGAAAAGAUCAUUUUAU
This is a messenger RNA of Telopea speciosissima, 1172 nucleotides long. Its product is annotated as CCR4-NOT transcription complex subunit 9-like. Gene Ontology annotation, cellular component: CCR4-NOT complex; CCR4-NOT core complex; P-body. Gene Ontology annotation, biological process: mRNA catabolic process; negative regulation of translation. Lineage: Eukaryota; Viridiplantae; Streptophyta; Magnoliopsida; Proteales; Proteaceae. The coding region runs from base 118 to 1104 and encodes 328 amino acids. The transcript is spliced from 9 exons. The record is from RefSeq and is a predicted model, not a curated record.